Messenger RNA from Colletotrichum destructivum, 196 nucleotides. RefSeq lists its product as uncharacterized. The transcript has a single exon. Lineage: Eukaryota; Fungi; Ascomycota; Sordariomycetes; Glomerellales; Glomerellaceae. The record is from RefSeq and is a predicted model, not a curated record. Bases 33 to 188 code for a protein of 51 amino acids.
UUUCGAGGUUUUGUGAACUGUGAGCCGUGGACAUGUCUCCCCAGUUCAGUCCUUUGAGCAUGCUUCCGAGGUUGAUGGUGGGGUACCAUCGUGAUGGCCAGGUUCUGAAAACAUGUUCAGGUAUCAGGCCAUUGAACAACGCCGGCGCCAACAAAAGCAGGGUGGUGCCGCCCACGGGCGAUGAUUGAGUGCGAUC